AUGAGUAUCUACGAUCUUGAAGACACAAUCGACAACUUUUUCACACACGAGACGCAUGUGAAAAGACGGCAAUGUGAUGAAUUCGUCCUUUCCCGUGUCCGUGGGCUUGUGAAUCCCGUCCAGCUCCAGGGAUCGUGCAGCUACACGGUGACAGCUGGGACGGAAAAACCUAAGAUCUUUCAGUUUCGAGGCCAGAAUUACGAUAUCGAUAUGAAAAUGCUGUAUCUCGCCAAGAGAAUCCAUCCGCAGCUUGUGGCUAGGUGCAUAUAUCACGGGACAAUCGAUAAUCCAAGGGAUCCCGGACCAGGACACGUGCAUAUCUAUGAGAUGGACAAGCUUCCUGGAACUGCUUACAUUAUGGCACGCGACAUUUCCGCCAAUCAGCCCUCUGAGGCCAAAUUCUUCGCUCAGUCGUGGAGAAACAAUCAAUAUUCAGACCCAAAUGAGGCUGCCGGGUUGCUUUCAGAAGUUAAAUCCACUCUCAGACUACUUCUUCGAUCACGAUUUCCGCGACAAUAUUUGCCCAAUCUACUCAAAGUUCUCGAGAAACUACCGUUACUCUUCUCGGGAGCACUGCCGUUUGUUCUGAGUCACCAAGACCUCAACGAGAUGAACACGCUGAUAGACCCGGAAACCGGCAGCAUCACAGGGAUCAUCGACUGGGCCGAGGCAAGCAUCCUGCCUUUCGGCUUCUCGCUGUGGGACUUUGAGAAUAUUCUUGGCUACAUGGAUUCUGAAGGAUGGCACUACUUCGAUAACCGUCGUGAACUCGAGGACGCAUUCUGGCAGACCUUUUGGGCAAAAGCUAGCAAUAUUACGGAAAGUAAGAAGAAGUUGAUCCGGGUUGCAAGAAUGGCUGGCUUGUUUUACCGUUACGGUUUCAUCUGGAACGGUAAGACUAUCGACCGUGAAGUGGAAGCGUCCGACGCCUCUUCCAUAGCGUAUCUUGAUGCAUUCUGCAUGACUGAUGAUUGGUAA
Molecule: messenger RNA, 978 nt
Organism: Trichoderma virens Gv29-8
Lineage: Eukaryota; Fungi; Ascomycota; Sordariomycetes; Hypocreales; Hypocreaceae
Exons: 2
Coding region: 1-978 (325 amino acids)
Source: RefSeq, a predicted model, not a curated record